AUGCAAGUUCAAAAUUUGUGUCAAAUUUGUUACGAAUAGACUGAAAUAUCAUUGUUGGAAUGUAAUUGCAAAGUGUGUCUAUAAUGUAUUAAACAUUAUACAAAAGUAUAUGAAUUAUUUUUAAUUAGAUAAAAAUAGAAGAAUUUUGGACAUCUGAUGGUACACAUUUAAACAUUGAUUGUCCAGGUGGAUGUAAGUAAACUCUUUAUUUUGAUUCUAUCCAACAAUUAGCCAUCUAAAAUUCUUUCAUUUAAGAUAUUCAUGAAUAAUUAUUUAAAAGCUAUUGUAGAAAAUCUAUAGAUGUGUAAUAAUGUCCAAAUAAUAAUUGUGAAUUCUAUUAUUUAAAACCUUGUAAGGCUAAAUGUGUUGAUAUUUGUGAAAUCUGUUAAACUCGAUUAGAAAAUUAUGAAUAGAUUUCAUAUAAAACACUAUUGAAUGAAAUUACUGAAUUUAUUACUACAUAUUAAUGUCCUAGAUGUGAAGUUAAAAUUACUAAAAACGGUGGUUGUUCACAUAUGACAUGUUAAGUUUGUAAAUUUGAAUUUUGUUGGGAUUGUAAAUAAAAUUGCAAAGACCAUGAUUGGAGUAUUUGUAUAUAUAAUAAUAUAUUUACACUAAUCAUCAAAUACUAACUUCUUUAUACCUUAUUGAUUUCUAUAGGUUUCGAUGUCUAUUUAUUAUAAAUAUUUGGAUAUGUAUUUUCAAUAACAUACUUGUACAUUAUUAUUACUAAUAAUUUAGAUUUAUACUAAAUAAUUCAAUCCUAUUAUUAUCUGGAUUGAUGUUAAUUUAAUUGAAGAAAUUAAAUGAGAAAUAUGAGAAAAUCACAUAUCAUAGAGUCAUAGUUGGAUCAAUAACUUUAACUAUACUCAUUUUUAUUUCCUACUUUAUUUUAGAACAAUCUCUUAUAGACUUUAUUUACUAUAUAAUUAAGGAAAUUUUAUAUGCAAUAAUCAUUACAAUUAUUACUACUAUUUUGAAUUAGUUUUACAAAUAGAAAAUUAAGUUUAAUUGA
This is a messenger RNA of Paramecium pentaurelia, 1015 nucleotides long. NCBI's taxonomy places the organism in Eukaryota, Ciliophora, Oligohymenophorea, Peniculida, Parameciidae. The record is from the annotation of a GenBank genome assembly.